AUGUCACUGCUCAAGGCACCUGUACAUUAUGUUGCAAUUGCACCACAGCCUAGAUGUUCAUCAAGACCACUGGCUGCUACUUUCCACUGGAAUGCCAAUUGUAAUCUACAAUAUCCAAGGCGCAAUCAGGUCAUUACGAUCGUAGACAACUAG
Molecule: messenger RNA, 153 nt
Organism: Colletotrichum lupini
Lineage: Eukaryota; Fungi; Ascomycota; Sordariomycetes; Glomerellales; Glomerellaceae
Exons: 3
Coding region: 1-153 (50 amino acids)
Source: RefSeq, a predicted model, not a curated record